Molecule: messenger RNA, 987 nt
Organism: Pocillopora verrucosa
Lineage: Eukaryota; Metazoa; Cnidaria; Anthozoa; Scleractinia; Pocilloporidae
Source: RefSeq, a predicted model, not a curated record
AUGGAAAUUCCUCAAAUAGAUAUCUCGCCUCUGAUUAGCGGUUAUGGAGUAACUGAGGACAUACACGAAGUCAUAGCUCAAAUCAAGGGGGCUUGUGAGGAUAUUUCUUGUUUCUAUAUCACUGGUCACGGAGUGGACACAUCCUUGAUGGCUGAUGUAAUAAAAUGCAGUAAAGAGUUUUUUAACCUGCCAAUGGACGAGAAAUUAAACAUCAACUUGAAGAAAAGUCCUGCAUAUCGUGGAUACAUUCAACUAGGUUCUGAGAAGACAGCAAGCAAAAUCGAUAUGAAGGAAGGAAUUUAUUUUGGCCCAGACCCUGGCUCUCAUGACGCUGAUACAACAGCCUUGGAACCUAUGAUGGGACCUAAUCAGUUCCCGGACAACAAACAAUUACCAGGAUUUGCCACAACUAUCAAUGAUUACAUGGACAAGAUGUCCUCGGUAGGACAUGCUUUGAUGAAAGGUCUCGCUCUUUGUCUUGAACUAAAUGAUGAUUACUUCCAUGACAAAUUCAACCCAGCUUUUCCAAUGAUGGCUCUAUGGCAUUACCCACCCGUCCCUGGAGACUCAGACUCAUGGGGGGUUGGACCUCACACAGAUUAUGGAGUGCUCACUUUAUUGAUGCAGGAUAGCGUAGGAGGUCUGCAAGUCAAGACAAAAUGUGGAGACUGGAUUGAUGUUCCUCCCAUUACAGGAACAUUUGUGGUCAACAUUGGUGACGUUAUAGAGGCCUGGACCAGGGGAAAAUUCCGUGCUACAGUGCACCGAGUCAGAAAUUCGACAAAAAACCAUCGAAUAUCAGCACCUUUCUUUUUCCAACCGGGUCUUGACUGCAUCAUCGAGUCUCUUGAUGACGUUUUGGCCUCAGACCGUUGCCCUGAAAACCCCGGUGGAACUGCCCAAACUGCGCUGUCGCUUCAUGAGCCCUUUAAGUUUGGGGAUUAUGUGUUUAAUAAGUUUCAGAAAUCAUAUGGGAAGGAAGUUUAA